AUGUCAUCCAACAUUUUAUCGCUUCUUGAGAUUCGAAAUACACUCACAGCAACAAUAGGCAUUAGUUUCAUGGUCAUUGGCACAAUAGGUGGUUUACUCAACAUUCUACUGUUCGCACGACGACGUAUGUGGAACCUGUCACCAUGCAUCCCUUAUAUGUUUGCCACCACUGUUGCCAACAUGUUCAAUCUCUAUACGUCCGUACUAAUUCGUGUACUCUAUGGAUUUAAGUUUACGUUUAUGCUUUACUUUUCGGCUCCUUGUAAACUUCAAUAUUACUCGGCCUACACGUUGGUUUGUAUAUCCAGUUGGUUAAUGGCCGCUUGUUGCGCCGAUCGAUUCAUUGCAUCAUCGCGUGACGCAGAUAUCCGAUGCUAUAGUAGCAUGCGUAUUGCGUAUCGAGUCAUUUUCUCUAUAAUUGUCAUAGUUAUUGUUGCCGCCAGUGAAGUAUUUUUCUGCAUUGAUGCAAAUCAAAUCAACGCGCCUGGACCAUGUUAUACAACAAGUCCUACAUGCGUCAUCAUUGACCAAUUCUAUGUCUUCAUCUUUCAAAUUAUAGGGCCACCUAUGUGUAUGAUCGUCUUUGGUAUUGGCACAUACAUUCAUAUUCGUCAAGGACAAAAAGUUCGAUCCACAGAUGCACACACGAAGACCGUAGAAGCUACUCAUGUAGCAGGUGCCAUUGGUGAUGAACAUACUCGUGGAAAGAAUCGAGCUGUGUUGCGUAUGCUCUUUGCACAGAUUCUUGUUUAUAUUGCGUGCACUUGCCCUUAUUCUACAUUCAGACUCUAUGCAGUAAUGACAGCAACGGUUAUCAAGAGUAAUGAGCGUCUCGUAAUCGAAAAUAUUAUCCUCAACAUAGCUAUCUUAAUUCAAUUUAUUGACAAGACAUUUGCAUUUUUCAUUUAUACAUUAACCAGCGCUUAUUUUCGUCAAGAGCUUAUAAAACUUUUCAAACGUCGUAAUAUUUAA
Molecule: messenger RNA, 972 nt
Organism: Adineta ricciae
Lineage: Eukaryota; Metazoa; Rotifera; Eurotatoria; Adinetida; Adinetidae
Source: the annotation of a GenBank genome assembly